AAAAAAACAAUGUGUUUUUGACCGGUUGUUUCAAUAGGCAAACAUAAAAAAGUUGUGACAAUUUUCAAUAUAAUUGUUUAUUAAUUUGUUUUAAAUUUCAAAAUGUCAAGUAGUGAAGUUUUGGAAGAAAACGUAGUUGAACAUCACAUCGAUAGUGACGACGAACUAGACGAUGAAGAUGAUUGGAAUGAGGAUGAAGUGGAUCAAGAGCCGACAAAAUGCUUAUUUUGUGACACAAUUGACGAAUCCAUUGAAAAGGCCAUUGAACAUUUGGAGCAUCAACAUCAUAUCACCUUGAGUUAUCUCAAACAAAAAUUCAACUUGGAUCAAUAUUCGUAUAUUAAGAUGAUAAAUUAUAUCAAAAAACAUAAUAUAACAGCCGAGAGCCUGAUUAAAAUCAAUCAAGUACUUUGGAAUGACGAUGAAUAUAUGAAACCGGUUGAAGUAGAUCCAUGGUUAAUGUUUGAUAUUGAAGAACUGGAAAAAAGUCAUUCUGAUUCAAAUAAAAUUAGCGAUGCACACAAAAUCGAAUCGCUGGAGCGACAACUUAAAGAAAAGGAUGUGCACAUAGAGCACUUAGUUGAUCAAAUCAGCGAAAUGAAAAAAUGCUUUGAAGCAUGGAUUGAGCGUUGUUCAGAAACCAAUGGAUCUAAAUCAGACUUUUCACAGCUCACUCAUGAUUUGCCGGAAAAUACAGAACAAACACAUGUAGCGAAAAUUCCAAUAAAAGUCGAUGAAUCGUAUUUUAUGACAUAUGCUCAUUAUGGUAUUCAUUAUGAGAUGCUUAGCGAUACCGUUCGCACUAAUAGCUAUCGUGAGGCAAUUUUGAAAAAUCGUGAUUUGUUUGAAAAUAAAAUGGUACUUGAUUUGGGUUGUGGGACCUCUAUACUAUCCAUGUUUUCAUCACAGGCAGGAGCUAAGAAGAUUAUCGCAGUCGAUCAAUCUGAAAUUAUAUACCACGCGAUUGAUAUUGCACGGAAAAAUAAAAUUACAAAUAUUGAAUUUGUAAAAGGUCGGCUAGAAAAUAUGGAUCUACCUCUGGCCAAAGGUGAAAAGGUUGAUAUUUUAGUGUCCGAGUGGAUGGGUUAUUUAUUACAUUUCGAAUGUAUGCUUGAUUCUGUAAUUUACGCACGCGAUAAUUAUUUAAAACCUGGUGGAUUAUUGCUUCCGAAUAGAUGUACCAUUAAUCUCGUAGCGUUUGGAGAUGUGGAGCGGCAUAACGAGUAUAUUGGAUUUUGGAAAAAUGUCUACGGUUUUGAUAUGGGAGUUUUACAAUCCAAGGUUCUUAGAGAAGCCAUCGUGGAAACCUGUAGAAAAGAAUAUAUUCUAAGCGAUCCAGUUAUUUUAUCCGAUUUAAACAUGAACGAAGUUGAUUACACGUAUCCCAACUUUAAUUAUGAUUUUAAAUUGAAAAUAGAAAAAAGCGGAAAAUUCACAGCAUUCGUUGGCUAUUUUGAUACCUUCUUUGAUCUACCACAAGGUGUAAACUUUUCGACUGGGCCACACUGUAAGCCGACACACUGGAAACAGGUUGUAUUUUACAUGAAAAAUCCAGUUUCGGUUAAUGAAGGAGACAUCAUUUCUGGCCAAUUUCAAUGCAGUCGAGGAAAAACAGAUGCACGAGCUCUUUGCGUCAAAAUUAUUGCAUUUGAUCAAGAACUUUUAUUCAGUUUGUCCUAAUAACUUUUGAAAUUGUAUUUAAAAAAAUCGUCACAUUAAAGAAUUCUUUACAUUUACCAGAAUGUAUACAUUUAUUGUUUGGAAAAUAAAUAAAAAUUCUUUAUACGAUUAUUA
This is a messenger RNA of Contarinia nasturtii (swede midge), 1794 nucleotides long. RefSeq names its product protein arginine N-methyltransferase 1 (gene Art3). Lineage: Eukaryota; Metazoa; Arthropoda; Insecta; Diptera; Cecidomyiidae. Gene Ontology annotation, biological process: peptidyl-arginine methylation. The record is from RefSeq and is a predicted model, not a curated record. Gene Ontology annotation, molecular function: protein-arginine N-methyltransferase activity. The coding region runs from base 103 to 1680 and encodes 525 amino acids. Gene Ontology annotation, cellular component: nucleus. The transcript has 6 exons.